UUUUAAUUACCGGUUGGCGUGCGUUUGUGUUUUCUUUCCCAUCAUGUCGAGCCAGGAAGAAUCGGAAUUUAUCAAACUUGGUACAGGCGUUUAUCCUCGGAAAUCUAAUAUUAAAGCGGACAUUCAUGACAAACUCAGUCCCAACACUAUUCUUGUCUGCGGAUGGAUGGGGGCACAGCUACGGCACAUCCACAAGUAUACCAAAGUUUACGAGCAAUUAUAUCCCGGGGCGAGUCAGAUAUUGAUUCAGAAUCGGCCGUCCUUCUUUUGGAGUACGGAAAACAGCAGAAGGAAAGCGAUAGCUCCUGCUGUGGAAGCAUUGGAAGCUCUCGGAAUGAUACCCCCACAAAGUCCAUCUUUGAUGAUGAAUCCCUCCUCAGCUGAGCCGCCACGCAUAUUAGUUCACUCUUUCUCCAAUGGUGGCGCUUAUUCGUUGAUCACUCUGGGGAAGGUCAUGGCAUCCCGUGGCUCGAUUCCCUCCCUCGAGUCAUUUCGGCCCCCUUGCGCCAUCGUUCUAGACUCUAGUCCGGGGGGUAGCGGUCUAAGCAACGCCAUUCAUGCCUUCACGACACUCAUCAAGAAUCCUAUCAUGCGAACUGCCGCGAAAGUUCUAGUUUGUUUGCUCUACGUAUACGGCUUCUUCGUGGGCCCGUUCAUCGGGAGGCGAACAGCUCUUCAGAAGGUCCGGGAUGGACUGUAUAACCCCCGUGUGCUUCCUUGGGUAGAUGAGCGUACGCCGCGCCUAUACGUGUAUUCAAAGGCUGACGAUAUGGUGCCGUGGGAUCAGAUCCAACAACAUGCAGAAAAAACGAAGAGUCUAGGAUGGGAUGUUAGAACGGUAGUAUUUGAGGACAGCCCUCACGUUGCCCAUGCUAGAACUCACCCAGAGCGAUACUGGGACGCGGUGAAAAGCCUAUGGAACGAUGCGUUGGUCGUUGCUCAUGCGAAGGCAGAAUUAAACUAG
Molecule: messenger RNA, 964 nt
Organism: Desarmillaria tabescens
Lineage: Eukaryota; Fungi; Basidiomycota; Agaricomycetes; Agaricales; Physalacriaceae
Exons: 5
Coding region: 44-964 (306 amino acids)
Source: RefSeq, a predicted model, not a curated record